AUGCAACGCACCCGAGAGAAUCUGACAUCCCCACUGAAGCGCUCAAGUACCACCCCCAAUCUCCGAUCGAAGGCUAGUCAAAUUGUGGAUGAAGAUGACGGGGAAGAGGAGGACGAAGAAACCCUACAGCUUCAGCUAGCCGAGAUCAAAGCGCGCCUGAAAUUGAAGAAACUACAGCAAAAGAAUCGCGGAAGGUCUAGUUCGAACCUCGACGACGAAGAUGUGCGACCAAAUUCCGCAAUCAGCGCUCUACGGACAGAAGACCGUGGAGCAACACCAAGAAUCCCCAAUGGAGCGAGGCAAAGAACGAGCAGUGAUGGAAUCCAGGUUCCGGCAUCACCUACCAGGCGAGAAGUUGCCAUCCCCGACCCAAUUUCGCCUCGGAGAUAUGUCAUGGGCAUAGAUAAGGGCUGGAAAGCCAGUGAUGUAUCCUUGAGACGACCGCCAAGCUCAAAGCCAGGCCCUCGACCAAGUAGUCAUAUGGGAUUUCGAGACGGUGCUACACCGCGCUCGAAUGACAUAUUCGGCUCCCGGCCCCAGACUUCUCCUUCAUCGGUGGGAGGGAUCAAUCGAAUAAAAAGUUUCAGCGAGAGAAUGGCGGAAGGCAGGGCGGCAGAGAAGUCUCGGCUGGAGAGAGCAGAAAGGGUCCAAGCUAACCGCAGUUCGGCUUUUCAAGUCGAUAAGUCGGAGUUGGAGGCCUUCAAGGCUGCAGCUUUUGAUACAAAUCAUUCCCCCCCACCGCCAUCGCGAGAGCGGUCCGUCGAAAGCUUCAGCCGUGAGGAUAUUCUUCGAUCUAUGGGACAAUCCCGCCCAUCCGGUCUACAGCGCAGUAAUACAACCCCCAACGUCCGGCGAGUUGAGGGCAGUGCUCAGAACGAGAGACCAUCUCAUCUACAUAGACGAACGCAUACGGCAGAGGGAGAACCAAGUUCCUCCCAAAAACUAGGGCAAACAGAUGAUUUGGUGAAGCCACCGGAUUCAUCAAAAUUCGAAUCCUACUCGUCACUGCAUCUAUCAAGCCGGGUUCUUCCGCAUUCUUUCUUGAGCCGCACACUCGCAGACAAGAAAGUUCUGCGCAUUCCUGAUCUACUCAAAACCGUCAGGGCACCCGCAUUCGAGCUCCCAGAGGAUAUUGAAGGGGACUUUGUGGUAUUUGGCAUCGUUGCGUCCAAGUCCGACCCCAGAGACAAGAAAGCUACCGGGAACGCGUCGGUUAAAGAACAGGAUCCUUAUGAUGAUGGGCUUAAUAACACGAACAGAUACAUGGCCAUUACCCUAACGGAUCUGAAAUGGACCAUUGAUCUCUUCCUUUUUGACACUGCUUUCCCCCGCUAUUAUAAAAUCUCGGAAGGAACUCUCGUCGCAAUUUUGAACCCCACAAUCAUGCCUCCCCCAAAACACAAGCUGGACACAAACAGAUUCAGCCUGUCUCUGUCCUCAUCAGAUGACAAGGUCCUCGAAGUUGGCAAGGCACGGGAUAUUGGGUUCUGUAAGGCUGUGAGAAAAGACGGGAAGACCUGCCAAUCCUGGAUAGAUGGUCGAAAGACAGAGUUUUGUGACUUCCACGUUGAUAUCCAGAUCCGACGCACUCAGGGCCAACGCUCGGGAGUCAAUGCUGACACCGGUAUGUUUGGUCCUGGUGGUAAAUCCGGCUCGCGCACAGGGCUGUUUGGGGCAGGAGCGAAGCGAGGAGGUGCUCAGAAGCAAGGCACGAAAUACGAUGGUCCGCAGUAUGACAUGGGAUCCCAAUCGCUCUACUAUGUUGCGCCCUCCAGGAACCGCGGCGGUGGCCAUUCGUCCUACAACCCCAUGGGAGGCUCAGCGGCAAGCUUGAUUGACGCACAUGACGAUCCAUUCAUCGCCUCAGGUAUGAUGGGUCGUGGUAUGGACAGCAAGGAGGAACGAAUGCGCAGGCGUCUUGCGACCCAACAACGAGAGCGUGACAUCACCCAAAAACUUGUUUCUGGUCGUGUUGGUGGUGUGGGCGCCGAGUACCUUCGCACAAGAACCAGCAACGAGAGUCCAAACAAAGAAAAAGCACCAGGAACGCCCUUGCCCAAGAGCCCCACCGCAACUAACGGCAUGGAUAUGGCCACCUUUGGCAAAGCAAAGAACGUCCGUUUAAGCCCAAUGAAGCGUGCCCAUGGCAAGCCCCACGGCAGCGGGGUCAAGAAGACGCGGUUCAUCACUUCAAGGGGUAUCAGGGAGGCUGGUCGGGAGAGCCUGGGUGCGCCAGCUGAGACCACACCCAGUCGGAGACAGGUACUCUUGGAUGAUGACGACGAUGAUGAGCUGGAGUUCAUUUGA
Messenger RNA from Penicillium coprophilum, 2307 nucleotides. RefSeq names its product Mcm10/DnaG-type zinc finger protein. Gene Ontology annotation, biological process: DNA replication initiation; DNA replication. Gene Ontology annotation, molecular function: DNA replication origin binding; single-stranded DNA binding. The record is from RefSeq and is a predicted model, not a curated record. Lineage: Eukaryota; Fungi; Ascomycota; Eurotiomycetes; Eurotiales; Aspergillaceae. Gene Ontology annotation, cellular component: nucleus; replication fork protection complex. The transcript has a single exon. The coding region runs from base 1 to 2307 and encodes 768 amino acids.